CCGGAUUGGAGCCAGCAGCAGAGCGACGGAGGGACCGUGCUUUAUAGCACGGCAACCCAGGACCCCGGCCACGGGACGCAGAGCCAGCUCGGACCCGUCUGACAACUACACGCUACCCGCAGAGACGGGAAAGGACGCAGCAGGAGCCAAUCAACUGUCUGACACCGGGGCUGGACCCCAAAAAGACCGCAUCGCCCAACCAACGACGUUCCGAAUGGAAUCAUGUUGUCCCGGCUGGCGGGUCUCACAUGUGUGUGUGCUCCCACAGGUGCAGACACAGCAGCGGCCUCUUGCCAAAAGCGGCCCCUGCUGCUGCGGCGUGGGAGGACUGUGCACCGGAGCUGUCAAAACCGAUGAAACGCUCGUGCCCCGGAGGUUUACAACGCGUUGCUGCUGCGGCUGGGGGUGUGUGGCAUGGCAGCUACAGCCCGACUCUCCCCAGAUCCCCUCAGGGUGAGUCAGCGCCGCCCCGACUCUGCUCUGCUUUCCGGAGGGGCCGCUUCCCGCCGCUUUCCGCCGCUUCCCGUACCACUCCCCUUAUACCACCUCCCUUAUACCACCUCCCGUGUCCCUCUGUCUGAAACAAACACACCAUCCCCUCCUC
Molecule: messenger RNA, 604 nt
Organism: Pichia membranifaciens NRRL Y-2026
Lineage: Eukaryota; Fungi; Ascomycota; Pichiomycetes; Pichiales; Pichiaceae
Exons: 1
Coding region: 249-581 (110 amino acids)
Source: RefSeq, a predicted model, not a curated record